UAUUAUAUUCAACAUUUUAGAAACCUUUUCUCUCUGAACCCGAUCAUCUGUUAUAGCUAUAGCUAACAUUAGUAAACAAAAAGUGUCUCCGAGCCGAUCCCUUACAUCACAACAUACCUAACUACUGUCGCUAGCUUUAUACAUGUCCUGCACAACCCUCACAUACUUCUCUGCCACUCCUGACUUUCUCAUAUAGUAGCACAGUCUUUGUCUGGCUUUCUAUAAUUUUCUUUCACUAAAUACACAAAGACGUAGUGCAAAUCCUUAGUUCUCUGAAUGUAUUUAUUUUUUACUUUUUUUCUGGGUACCGGUAGGUGAAAUCUGCCCAACACUUCUUCCUCCCUUGUGUGUAUACGUGUGUUUGGGAGAGAGAAAGAGAGUGAGAGUGUGAGAAAGAAAACAUUGUAAGCGUGUCUGUCCAAGAGUCUUUACCAUGGCAAUGUUGCCAUAGUGAAUUUGAAACAGAAACUGUUUGGAUUCUAAAUGCACAUGCUGAGGUCCGCAGAGCAAACACAUUAAGGAUCAGCAUCUCUGUAAUGCCAACUUCUGAUUCUUGGGUUGGGACAUGGAGACCACACAAGCCAAGAGGUCCCAUUUCGGCCCAGUUUCUUAGCCCAGGACCUAAGUAUGCACUGCCUGGACUCACAGGUGCUUGGAAGCAUGACCUGACUAAAUACAAAGCACCAGAGUACAGUUUUGGGAUACGCCAUGAGCAGUCCAGUUCUGAUUGCUCUCCUGGACCUAAGUACCUCAUUCCCUCAAAUGUCACUCGACUAGGCACAGAUGGUAGUCCGACUUUCGUAUGCUCUAGUCGUACAAGUGGAUCUAGACUUUACCAGACUCCUGGACCAGGACCAGCUGCAUACGCUCUGCCUCCUGUGCUGGGGCCCAAAACAGCUCCCAGCUUCUCCCUGGCUGGAUUCACCAAGCACGGAGGCUUCUUAGAAGACCUGAAGAUGACUCCAAGCCCUGCUGCCUAUAAAGUUGUGGACCCUGAUGUUUACAAACAUAAACUUCCUCAAUACAGCAUUGUGGGCCGUAACUUUACUCCUGACAGUGCUAUAAAGACACCAGGACCUGGGUCACACUAUCCUGAGCGGGUGACUGCUACCAGAGCAAAAACUCCAAGUUUCUCUUUUGGAAUCCGCCAUUCCCUUUACAGUGCAAGCCUUUUUAUUUAAUGUACAGUAAAAAGCAAAGCAAAAAACUUGCUGUUUCAAAUAAAGGUAAACAAAUUGUUUUGCUUUUUACAUGCUUUAAUGAAACAUUUAAGCACAACAGACACUGG
This is a messenger RNA of Cynoglossus semilaevis (tongue sole), 1288 nucleotides long. It is a transcript of the gene cimap1b, whose product is annotated as ciliary microtubule associated protein 1B. Lineage: Eukaryota; Metazoa; Chordata; Actinopteri; Pleuronectiformes; Cynoglossidae. Gene Ontology annotation, cellular component: cytoskeleton. The record is from RefSeq and is a predicted model, not a curated record. The transcript is spliced from 6 exons. Bases 537 to 1181 code for a protein of 214 amino acids.